This is a messenger RNA of Arvicanthis niloticus (Nile rat), 2263 nucleotides long. Its product is annotated as heterogeneous nuclear ribonucleoprotein A3-like. Gene Ontology annotation, biological process: mRNA splicing, via spliceosome. Gene Ontology annotation, cellular component: catalytic step 2 spliceosome. The record is from RefSeq and is a predicted model, not a curated record. Gene Ontology annotation, molecular function: mRNA 3'-UTR binding. Lineage: Eukaryota; Metazoa; Chordata; Mammalia; Rodentia; Muridae.
AUGAGCAUGGGUGAGGGAUUACUUACAGGAAAAGGAGUUGGACUCCGCCGCGGGGGGGGGGGGGGGGGGGGGGGCCAUGAUCCAAAGGAACCAGAGCAGCUGAGGAAGCUGUUUAUUGGUGGUCUGAGCUUUGAAACCACAGAUGAUAGCUUAAGAGAACAUUUUGAGAAAUGGGGCACACUUACAGACUGUGUGGUAAUGAGAGAUCCCCAAACAAAACGUUCCAGGGGCUUUGGUUUUGUGACCUACUCUUGUGUUGAAGAGGUGGAUGCUGCAAUGUGUGCUCGGCCCCACAAGGUUGAUGGGCGUGUGGUAGAACCAAAGAGAGCUGUUUCUAGAGAGGAUUCUGUAAAGCCUGGUGCCCAUUUAACGGUGAAGAAAAUUUUUGUUGGUGGUAUUAAAGAGGAUACAGAAGAAUAUAAUCUGAGAGACUACUUUGAAAAGUAUGGCAAGAUUGAAACCAUAGAAGUUAUGAAAGACAGGCAGAGUGGGAAAAAGAGAGGAUUUGCUUUUGUAACUUUUGAUGAUCAUGACACAGUUGAUAAAAUUGUUGUUCAGAAAUACCACACUAUUAAUGGGCAUAAUUGUGAAGUGAAAAAGGCCCUUUCUAAACAAGAGAUGCAGUCUGCUGGAUCACAGAGAGGUCGUGGAGGUGGAUCUGGCAACUUCAUGGGUCGUGGAGGAAACUUUGGAGGUGGUAGAGGAAACUUUGGUCGUGGAGGAAACUUUGGUGGAAGAGGAGGCUAUGGUGGUGGAGGUGGUGGCAGCAGAGGUAGUUACGGAGGUGGUGAUGGUGGAUAUAAUGGAUUUGGAGGUGAUGGUGGCAACUAUGGUGGUGGUCCUGGUUACAGUAGUAGAGGAGGUUAUGGAGGUGUUGAACCGGGAUAUGGAAACCAAGGUGGUGGAUAUGGUGGUGGUGGAGGAGGAUAUGAUGCUUACAAUGAAGGAGGAAAUUUUGGUGGAGGUAGCUAUGGUGGUGGGAACUAUAAUGACUUUGGAAAUUAUAGUGGACAGCAGCAAUCAAAUUAUGGACCCAUGAAAGGGGACAGUUUUGGUGGAAGAAGCUCAGGCAGUCCCUAUGGUGGUGGCUAUGGAUCUGGAGGUGGAAGUGGUGGAUAUGGUAGCAGAAGAUUUUAAAGCAAAACAGAAACGGCUACAGUUCUUAGCAGGAGAGAGAGCGAGGAGUUGUCAGGAAAGCUGCAGGUUACUUUGAGACAGUCGUCCCAAAUGCAUUAGAGGAGCUGUAAAAAUCUGCCACAGGAGGAACGAUGAUCCAUAGUCAGAAAAGUUACUGCAGCUUAAACAGGAAACCCUUCUUGUUCAGGACUGUCAUAGCCACAGUUUGCAAAAAGUGCAGCUAUUGAUUAAUGCAAUGUAGUGUCAAUUAGAUGUACAUUCCUGAGGUCUUUUAUCUGUUGUAGCUUUUUCUUUUUCUUUUUCUUUUUCUUUUCAUUACAUCAGGUAUAUUGCCCUGUAAAUUGUGGUAGUGGUACCAGGAAUAAAAAAUUAAGGAAUUUUUAACUUUUCAAUAUUUGUGUAGUUCAGUUUUUCUACAUUUUAGUACAGAAACUUUAACAAAAUGCUGUUUUGAAGGUGUUUCCUUGUGAGUUAACAAGUAAAGAAGAUCAUUGUUAAUCACUAUUUUGUAUGAAUUUUGCUAAAGUUAACUGUAAAGAAACACCUACUGACUUGCAAUUUAAGGGGAAUCUAUUCUUCCCAUUUCCAAAACCAUGAUGAAUGGGCGCUGACAUGUGGAGAGAAUAGAUAUUUGUAUGUUUGCAAUGUGUGUUUUAGAUAAUUAGAAUUGGGUAAUAAAAAAUAGCAUAUUUGUGAAUUUUAAUAGCAUUAAGAUUACCUUCAAAUGAAAAAGAUCUCAAAAGUUGCUGUUUGGUUUUUGUGCAUUUUCUUUCACAAUGUAAUCAUGAUUUUAGUGUAUUAGAUUUAUUGAGUCCUAGCCAUGUUAAGAACAUCUGCAUUCCACACUGACCUUGAUCACAUUGAAACUGCCGCCAAGAGUUUGGGGUAUAAAGUGUUGAUGUUGCCCUCUACUUACCAAGGGUGGUACAUGUAUGCCAUCAACAGUCUUUUACUUUUUAUAUAGAACCACCAAGUCUGCUGUGUCUGAGCAAACUGGUGGCAACUGGUUUGUUUCUGCUUUUAAAUUUUAAGGUCUCAGAGCCCCAUUGGUCUAGUAACUUUUCUUGGUUAAGUUCCCCACACACACAACUUUUCAGAGCAAAGGAAUAAAAGUCACUCGUUUGAA